This is a messenger RNA of Owenia fusiformis, 2075 nucleotides long. NCBI's taxonomy places the organism in Eukaryota, Metazoa, Annelida, Polychaeta, Sabellida, Oweniidae. The record is from the annotation of a GenBank genome assembly.
UAUGACACUGAAGACUAUUGCCGCAUUGACUGGAUCUGUCGUGAUAGCGCUUGUUGGAUUUCUAUGGUAUAGCAGGGGACGAAAGAAACGGGAAGACGAAGACGUACAUGAACCUGAUAUAAAUCAAUCUGUCAAUCACAUCGUGAAACAGGAAAUAAAGCAAUCAGGGCCAGCAGAGGACAAGUCUAUUGUUGGAAGUCCACAAGUUGAGGAGUUGAUCCCAAAACCAGUUGAAGCUCCAUUGUGUUGCAGUAAAGUUCCAAAUAUGGUCAAACCCGAUGAACAGGUUUUGAAGUCAGAGAUGGCCACUUCUCUUUCAUCUGAGCCUAAUGCAGAACAAGUAGCGCCAUCUUUAAUUGAUGAACCAGCAAAUGUUGAACCAGAAGAACCAUCGAAUGAAGAAGAUGUGACUGAUGCACAAGAAGAUAUUGACACCGAACAUAGAUGCAGUGAUGCGAAUAAAAAAGACAAUGAGAAAGACUGGGCAAGUCUAAGUGAAGCUACAGAAGAACUGAGUGUUAAUGAUGACAUUGAUCAAACAACAAAUGUAAGCCUACCAAGAACAAAUCAUGAAACUUUGGAUACGGAAUUACACGAACCUCAGAGCCCUAUCCAUAGUUCUCCUAAUUUAGCAUCACCAUUAGAAUUUGCCAAACGUGAACGCAAUCUAUCAGAGACUACCCAGAAUUCUCAAGGUACCGAUUCCCCUGGAGACCACAUGAUGACAAGUGUAAAUAGCGAUGCCGCAAGCGAGGUUUCAAAUGACAGUGGUAAGGGAGCCUCGAUGCCAGAUGCAAGCAAUCUCCCGAAUAUAUCAGAGAAUGAACCAACCACUUUUGAGUUUGAUAUCCCGACAGACUUUUGUGGCAUGCUGAUUGGUCGUCAAGGGCGAUCUGUGAAACAGCUCAAGUUUAAGUCUGGAGCGAAUAUUCUGGUCAGAAGCUGCCCUCUUACACCAGAGAAGCAAAUAGUUACAUUAGAAGGAUCACAGUCAGAGAUCGACCACUGUUUGGAUUUGAUUCGUCAAAAGUUCCCACAUCGCAGGUAUCCAGAAGUAACGUUAGAGCCAACCAAACUGAGCACACAGCCUCAGGGUGUUGUGCUGCCCCCUGAAAUGAUGCAGUCUGCCAGCCCACCAGAUCCAAACUCAAACCUGCAACAGUUGGGUCUCCCUGAAGGUGUCACCGUGGAUACAGUUGUCUCAAACAUUGUCCAAGCAGGUCAUGUAUUUCUCCAACAGCCAACUCAUCCUACUUUCCCUUCAUUGGAGCGUUUGAACCACUGUAUGAUUGCCUGUUACACACAAGAUGGUAUUGUGCCACAGCUCCCACGGCCAAUAGAAGUUGGUGUUAUAUGUGCUGCUCCCUUGUUUGAUGGCUGGUUUAGAUGUCAGGUUGUUGCAUUCUAUGAGGAGACUGAUGACGUAGAUAUCAAAUAUGUCGACUAUGGAGGAUAUGCCACUAUGCCCAGUGCUUGCCUCAAGCAAAUCAGGAGUGAUUUCACCACUUUACCCUUCCAGGCAUCAGAGUGUUAUAUGGCCAACAUCUGUCCCUUGGAAGGUGAGGAAGCAUUCUCAUUAGAGGCUGGUGCUGUCUUGGAGGAAUUAACAAGCAACAAAUUACUUCAGUGCCAGAUAAUGGGUAGAGCUGAGGACUCAAUACCCUACAUACACCUGUACAUAGUAGAUGGGCACAAGACACUAUUUGUGAAUCGUGAGCUGGUCAAUAGGGGUGUGGCUAGAUGGAUUGAACAGCAAUAGGGGUGUGGCUAGAUGGAUUGAACAGCAGGGUGUGUUGCAUCAUAGCAUGAUUGACAUAUUACUGUACAUAGUUGAAAACCCACAUGCGAAACACAAAAAAAACAAACUAAAAUAGGAGGAAUUGUCACUACAGAUACUCGCAGCUUGAAAUAAACUUGACCCAAUAAUUAUUCAUUUCCUUGUAGUAAUUUAACACAAGAAGUAAGUCAUUUUUAUGAGAAACCAUGCAUUGGAACCUUUUACAAUCAACUAAAACCAUGAAGGGCCAGGCCAGUACACCAUAUUUCUACAAUAUAUUGAUAAAACUGAUCAGAAU